AACCGCCGUUAAACCUCAUCGAAGAAGAAGAGACCCUGAGUGAUGACUGCUCUGAGAGAUGACGGCGCAGCUGGACCCUAUUGGAAUCUCCUGCCAGUGCUCAGGUACACAUCGGAAUCUUAUUGGAUAUGGAAAAUCGCGAGGGUUGGCCGAGAGGCGAGGUCCACUCGGGAAAAUGUUGGUGUGGUAGCGGAUUCGAGCUUUUGCACUACAGCGGACAGUUCUAACAAAACUGAGCUUCCCACUCUAAAACCUGGGUGACGUCACACAAACCUGAGCUGGAGAGAUUAAAGAUGUCGGAGAAGGUGCAGAACACCUUCAGGUUGCAGUUGUCCUCCGUCAUGGACUCCCUGCUCACUGCAGCCGUGUGUGAGAUCUCCAAGAUCUUUGAGGGCAGUCUGAGUGAGCAGCAGGCAGAGCUGAUGCAGAGUGUAGAGGAGAUCUCAGCAUUAAAGGGGAAGCUGAGGCUGGCAGAGAUGAGGUUGAAGGAGGGUGGAAAAAUAAAGGAGUUGGAUGAUACGGCUGCCAACACCUCUGGGCAAACAGUCACUGACGUGACGACAAUUGCUGAGAUGGAAGAAGAAGUACCCGAUUGGUGCGAGCCCCUUCAGUCAGAAGAUUCUUUAAUUCCACCCUCAAAGAUCAAAAAGGAAAAUGAGUGGCCAUGGGUGGACCUGCGACCACUGAGUGUGUCUCUAUGGCGCAUCCCUAACAUCAAACAAGAGCAGGCUGAAGAUUUUGAUAACCACUUGCUGACAGCCCUAGCCAGGAGUCCUCCACGAAAAGGGUCAGCUGCGGAGCGGUUGUUAAACAGACGUUUAAAAGACAUACCUGAACUGAGCGGGGCCGGGUUAGGGUACGGUUGUGGUGGUUCAGUAGGGCGGGGGCGGGGGCUGAGGAAGACCCAUGGUAGUCUGUUGUGCACAUUCAAACAAGACAAUCCGGAACCCCAGAGCAGCGUCUUAUUAGACAAGAAUGUCUUGAGGCACAGCACAAGACAAGGAAAAGAUUGUGACUUACAAAGCAAACACAGUGAGGGGACACAUGGGAAAACGAGUGACAUAGUGAAAAAGAAGGUAGGAAGGAGAAGAAAGCAUUUAAAAAUGGAACCUAAUGCAGAAGAAGAAGCAACAACCAGUGGAACUGACAAGAGUUUCUGCUGCAAAUACUGUGGGAAGGGCUUUCACAGAGAGUUUGGCCUUUCUGUGCACAUGAGGUCUCAUAACAAGGGGACAUACAAAUGUCCCAAGUGUCCCAAAAAGUUUCCGUAUCCAAGUGCACUCCGUGUGCACACAUUGAACAGCCACGGCAAAACAGAAAAGAACAAACCUUGCUCUAACGUCAAAGAAAAGUCCAACUCUAUCAACCACAAAGUGAAAUCCCUCUCCCCCAGCAGAACAAAGCCUACUUCCCCCAACAACAAACCUCUCUCUUCCAGCAAGGUCAAACCUCUACCCCCCAAAGACAAACCUACCUCCCCCAACAACAAAGCUGGCUCCCCUAAAGGCAGCACACAUCCACAACUUUAUUCUUGUCACGUUUGCCAUAAGGAGUACACUUCUGCAAAUUCCCUGCAGGACCACGAACGCAUUCACACAGGUGAGAGACCGUACCCUUGUAACCAGUGUGGGCAGAGGUUCCGUGUAAAGCAGUUCCUGAUAUUACAUUUGCGUAAAGCCCAUGCGGAUGUGUACGGGGGUGAGGAGAGCAGCAGAUACCUCUCCUGGACUGCACCAGUGGAGGAUCCCAUUGCUAACGGUGCUGAGCAGCAACCUGCCGUUAAGUCAAAGAGCAAAGACGAUCGACGUGCAAAGGCAAACAGCAAACGGAAGCAAAUGACAGUAACAGACGGUCUGUUUCAAUGCACAGUGUGUAAAAAGCUGCUAAGUUCACAGAUGAGCCUCGUUCAACACUUCCGCAUCCACACAGGUGAGAAACCGCUCAGCUGCGAAGAGUGCGGCAAGAAAUUCCGCUGUCACCCCAUCUUGAUCAGCCACAGGAGGUCCGCCCACCCGGGGAAGAAGUACCAAUGCCUCAGGUGUGUUCAGCAAUUUGAGACCAUGGCCGAACGUAAGAGACAUCUGUUACUAGUCCACCAAUUCAAGAAACCCAACCCGCGGUCCCGCUGUCCUCGCUGUAACAGGACUUUCCACAACAGUAACUCCCUGAGGAUCCACUAUGAAACUGUCCAUGCCUGAGUCUGUCCCCACAUGGCUCGGCCUAGUCAAGUUGGAGUGUUCAGCAGGACCGGGAUCAAUUACAUUCAGAAAGUCAGAUUGUUACGUCCAUUUGAAAUUACAUUUGUGAUUUGAAAAGUGCUGUUUAUUUUCGAUUAGCCUUUUUGUAAUCAUUGACUGGCUGAGUGAAAAGGGAAUUGACCCCAACCCUGGUGGCCAGUGAAUUAACAUAAUGCUGAGAGAGGACGCUAAAAGAGCAAAAACUUGUGAUUUGGUGGUCAAUGUUUGUGAUAUGGUGCUCAAUAUGGGUAUCACUGAUAAAACUGUGAUAUGGGGUUGCAGGAUCACAUUUUUUUAAAGUCAGUGCCAGACCGGUUUAUGGCAUUUUUAAUUUCAACGUCUUGGAGCCAUGUUUUUAUGUUUUUAGUUCCAUGUAAACAGGUCUCUAUCAUUUCUAUAUUAUUAUGACAAAUGUAACAUGUUCUUUGUACUGUACAUUCUCUGUUGUCAAGAAAAGCACAGGGAAUAUACUUUUGCUCAAUUUCUUUUAAUUUUUUUUUUACAUGAAUAAAAUGUAUUUACUGGA
Messenger RNA from Salmo salar (Atlantic salmon), 2763 nucleotides. Its product is annotated as zinc finger Y-chromosomal protein. The record is from RefSeq and is a predicted model, not a curated record. Gene Ontology annotation, cellular component: nucleus. NCBI's taxonomy places the organism in Eukaryota, Metazoa, Chordata, Actinopteri, Salmoniformes, Salmonidae. Gene Ontology annotation, biological process: regulation of transcription by RNA polymerase II. Gene Ontology annotation, molecular function: DNA-binding transcription activator activity, RNA polymerase II-specific; RNA polymerase II cis-regulatory region sequence-specific DNA binding.